CUGUAAUUCCUUUUGUUUGUUGUUGUUCUUCGUCUUCAUUGAGGGUUUUCAACAAUGGAGUUUGGAGAUGAUAAGAUGCUUUACCUGAGAGACACAUGGAAAGAAUCAAACAUGAUCUGCGACGUCACGCCUCUAAACCCUAGCUCUAAUGGCGUUUGGCCUUCUCCUAACUUCACAGAUCCUAAUAUAAACAUUCAUUUCUGGGACCACGCGUUUCCACACUUACAGUUGAUAUUUCUCGUCAUUUCUUUCCUAUGGCAGUUCUUGCAUUUCUUCCUCCGCCGUCUCGGCAUGAUACGUUUCACGUCCCAUAUGCUUACUGGUGUUCUCUUGAGCAAGUCUUUUAUAAAUGAGAAUACAGCUGCGAGGAGAUUCUUCGCUUCAGAGGAUUACAAAGAGAUUGUGUUUAGUCUUGUUUCUGCUUGCUCUUACAUGAUGUUCUGGUUCUUGAUGGGAGUUAAAAUGGACAUGGGUUUGAUCCGAACCUCGGGGAGGAAAGCUAUAACCAUUGGUCUCUCCUCUGUGUUACUCUCUAUUUUGGUUUGUUCAGUUAUCUUUUUCGGAAACUUGAAAGACGUGGGGAACAAGAGAUCGGAUAAUACGCUUAGUUCUUUGGAAGCCGUAGUGGUUUACUCGAUACAAUGUCUUUCGUCUUUCCCUGUCGUUGGGAACCUUCUCUUUGAGCUAAGGCUACAGAACUCAGAGCUAGGUCGUCUCGCCAUCUCCGCUGCCGUCAUCAGCGACUUCAGCACCUCGGUUCUCUCUUCAUCUCUCAUCUUCAUGAAGGAGCUCAAGGACGAGCAAACACGGCUCGGGAGCAUGUUUAUAGGAGAUGUCAUCGCUGGGAACCGUCCUUUGAUGCGAGCAGCGGUAGCUGUUCUCUUUGUUUGUGUUGCCAUAUAUGUUUUCAGACCGUUGAUGUUCUACAUUAUUAGGAAAACACCUUCUGGUCGGCCAGUCAGGCCAAUCUACCUAGCUAUAAUCAUUGUUAUGGUCUCUGGAUCAGCCAUACUUGCCAACUGGUGCAAACAAUCUAUUUUCAUGGGACCUUUCAUAUUAGGUCUCGCUGUUCCACAUGGCCCUCCUUUAGGCUCAGCGAUCGUUCAGAAGUUUGAGUCAGCAAUAUUCGGCACUUUUCUUCCGUUUUUCGUUGCCUCAUCUUCAAGUGAGAUAGACAUUUGGGCUUUGCUUAAUUGGAAUGCACUCAAUGGCAUUAUAUACAUCAUGGUAACUUCUUUCGUCGUCAAGUUUAUUUUGACCACUCUUCCUGCUUUGUUCUACGGUAUGCCAAUGGAAGACUGCUUCGCCAUCUCUCUUAUCAUGUCCUUCAAAGGCAUCUUCGAGCUCGGUGCCUACGCCUUGGCCUUCCAAAGAGGGUCUGUCCGUCCUGAGACCUUCACCGUUGCAUGUCUUUACAUAACGUUGAACUCCGCAAUCGUACCUCCGAUUCUGAGGUACUUAUACGACCCAUCGAGGAUGUACGCAGGGUACGAGAAGCGGAACGUGCAGCACCUGAAACCGAACUCCGAGCUGAGGAUCUUGUCGUGCAUCUACAGAACAGAUGACAUAAGCCCAAUGAUCAACCUCCUCGAAGCCAUUUGCCCGUCCCGGGAAGCUCCUGUAGCAGCCUACGUUCUCCACUUGUUAGAGCUCGUGGGGCAAGCCAACCCCAUCUUCAUUUCCCACAAGUUACAGACUUGCAAAACAGAAGAGACGUCUUUCUCAAACAACGUGGUUCUCUCCUUUGAAAAAUUCCACAAAGAUUUAUUCGGUUCGGUCUUCGUAAGCACUUUCACGGCCGUGUCUAUGCCCGAUACGAUGCAUGGAGACGUAUGCAUGCUUGCAUUAAACAACACUACUUCUCUCAUCCUCCUUCCUUUUCACCAGACUUGGUCUGCUGACGGAUCAGCUCUCAUCUCGGACAGCAACAUGAUCAGGAACCUUAACCAGAGCGUUCUUCAAGUAGCGCCAUGCUCUGUCGGAAUCUUUGUCUAUAGAAGCAGCCACGGUCGGAGAAACAUCAAUGACACGGUUUUAAACAUGUCAUCCUACAAAGUAUGUAUGAUCUUCAUUGGUGGUAGAGACGAUAGAGAAGCCGUGACACUUGCCACAAGAAUGUCACGUGACCCGAGGAUUAACCUGACCGUGGUCCGAAUGACUACUGUCGAUGACAAAGAGAAAGAAAUCUCGGAGUGGGAUAAAAUGCUUGACGAUGAACAUCUUAGAGAGAUGAAGAGCAACGCAUCAGUAGAUGUCUUUUAUACUGAAAAGGCGAUCUUAGACGCGACUGAGACACCGGGUGUGAUGAAAUCGUUGGCGAGUGAGUUCGAUAUGAUAGUAGUGGGAAGAGGGAAAGGGAGGAAGAGUGUGUACACGGAUGGGCUUGAGGAGUGGAGUGAGUUUAAGGAGCUUGGUGUUAUUGGUGAUCUACUGACUUCACAUGAUAUCAAUUCUCAGGCUUCUGUUUUGGUUAUACAACAACAACAGCUUAUGAUUUAGGUCCAUGUUCCUUGUUACUUACGCAAUUCAUUUGUAGUCUUACCAAUUUUCUUUUCACUAUAGUCAUUCGAAAGUUAAUUGUAAUUAUGAUAUUCUUUUGUAAAUUUCACUUAAUCCAUUCAAAUUUUAUUUUCUGGAAAACUCAGUUUCUCGUUAAGAUAAAGCUUUGUUCAUCAGAAGAUUGGUGUAUGUCAUGUAUCAUCAACAUAAUGUGGAUUCACCCAUGAUGUGAAGACCACUUCUCUGUUUGGUGAGAUCAUUGACAUGUGACACUCACGUUGUUGAGCUACAAAAACAUAAACUCUAGUUCUUAGAUCUUUCGAUGCAAGCCGCUCCGGUCUAACAUUUUCAAUUUUUUUUGUCUUAUUAUGUUCACUUAAAACUUUGUGUCUUUUUAUUCAUGUGAAAUUGUAUAGUGUUAUAUAUACAAGUAAAAUUAUCAUUUAAAAUCAUUUAUAUAUACAAGUAAAAAAAAUUAUGUCUUAUUAUAUGCAUGCUAGCAAACCGGAUGCCUCCUAAUUCCUGAAGCUCCAUCCACUCAGCUAAUCCAGAGAAACCCAGUGAAUCAUCAUCGAUCGUGAUCUUUAUUGUGGUGACCACCGUUGAGAAUCUUCUCCCAGUAGGUGAAAACUUUCGGCCAUGGAAUAUGUUUCCUCCAAAUCAUUCAAGACUCUGUCACCAUUAAGCCAGGGGCAAUUAUCAAUAAUAGCACCUUUUGAAGUUUAUGUCUCAAAAAUAGCACAAGAAGGAGAAAGUCACAAAAAUGACAUUCAUUAAAGAGUAAAAUAUCCCUAAUACCCUUGGUUUAAAAUUAAAUAAAUAAACAAAAAUAAAUAAAAAUAAAUAAAAUAAAAAUAAAAAAAAUAAAAAAAUAAAUUUUUUU
Messenger RNA from Brassica rapa (field mustard), 3382 nucleotides. Its product is annotated as cation/H(+) antiporter 3. Lineage: Eukaryota; Viridiplantae; Streptophyta; Magnoliopsida; Brassicales; Brassicaceae. The record is from RefSeq and is a predicted model, not a curated record. Gene Ontology annotation, biological process: proton transmembrane transport; regulation of pH. Gene Ontology annotation, molecular function: antiporter activity. Gene Ontology annotation, cellular component: endomembrane system; membrane.